AUGUCUGAUUCGAUCCCCAACGCCUCCGUCGCUGUGGCCUCGUCGAAUCACUCCAAGGAUUUCUCAAAGAAGAAGAGGGCAAACCGCUCAGCAAAGCUGAAGCAGAGCAAGCUCGAUGUCCGCCGUGAGCAAUGGCUUUCUCAAGUGAAUAAAAAGGGUGGGUGCAAGGUGGGAACGGCCAAUGGCUGUGCUCCUCACGAAGGGCCACCAGUCCAUUUGCGGAGCACGAAGGGCGGACCUGUAGAGAAACUCGAUAUAGAAACGUGUAACGAGGAAAUCUACGAACCAUCAAUUCAUCACUACAGUGACUCUGAAUCCCUGCCUUCCAACAGCCCCACUAGCCACACAAGUAGUGUACUGUGCAGGAAUGAAUCUGGGGUCAAUUUCACCGCCAGUAGCAGAAGCAGCAGCAGCAGCAGCGGCCGGAGCAGUAGCAGCAGUGGCCGGAGCUACAGUGACGAUGAAGAUGGCCGGGAUGCUGGUGGUGUAGAUGAUGAUGGUGAUGAUGAUUGCCUGGAUGAUUGGGAAGCCGUGGCUGAUGCAUUGGAGGCGAAAGAUGAAAAACAUCAAGGUUUACCCUCACCAAAGCAUGAAACUGCUAUGGGGGUCGAUAAUUUAAGCGGAAACUCAGAGAGUGGAGGGGAAAAGGGUAUUUUGGUCAAUUGCUGUGCGUGGCGGCCAGACGAUACUUGCCGCCCUCAGAACUUGCCUAAUCUUUCAAAGCAGUAUAGCUUACCCCUGAAUUCAGAGCGGCACUUUGGACGGGGUUCGGUUUGGGGAUGCAAGAAUGUUGGGCCGGAUCCCACUUCAUGCCCAAUAUGCUUUGAGGAUUUCGACUGUACAGAUUCGAGUUUUCUCCCAUGUACCUGUGGGUUUAGGCUAUGUUUGUUCUGUCACAAGAGGAUUCUUGAGGAGGAUGGCCGUUGCCCCGGGUGCAGGAAGAAGUACGAGUGUAAACCUGCCCAGGGAGAAGCAACACUGGAUGGAGGCAGCUUGAUUUUUCGGUUGGCUCGUUCUUGUAGCAUGAUCACGCGGUCUUAA
Messenger RNA from Striga hermonthica, 1041 nucleotides. NCBI's taxonomy places the organism in Eukaryota, Viridiplantae, Streptophyta, Magnoliopsida, Lamiales, Orobanchaceae. The record is from the annotation of a GenBank genome assembly.